AUGGUACAGUUGGAAAACUAUCUGCGUAUUGGAGCCACGCAAGUCGUGUACAAGUCACUCGUUCGUCUAGCUUGGAUUGGUGUACGACCGUCCUCCAAUGCUGUUGUACUGGCGAACGUGGAAGGACUGUUUGGGGAACUAGUCGAACGUGGCGAAAUCCGAACACUUUUCCGUGUUCCAUCGUCAGAGCUAUACGAUGUCAAGUUCAGUGGGGAGCAGGUUCUCGUGCUAACGUCCGAACAUGAACUGUUCGUGGAUGGACAUGGCCUAGCGAAUUCAGUAACUUCGUAUUUGAUAUCUGACGACGUAUGCAUCUACAUCACACUACACCACAAACUACACCUGAUAUCGUUAGCGACACGGCAGCAACUUGGAAAAGAGCGAGCUGUGGAACUGGGAAGUCAGUUGAUUACCUGUGCGAUGGAUACUGGAGUGGUGAUGCAGAUGCCUCGCGGGAAUCUUGAAACAAUUCAUCCCCGACCGUUUGUUAUACGUGUUAUCAAACAGCUUCUGGACGAUGGAAAAUUUGUGGAAGCUCUUAAACAGAUGAAAAAACAUCGCAUUGAUAUGAACUUUAUAGUUGAUUACAAGCCUGAGAUGUUCAUAGCGAAUAUCUCAAAAUUGGUUACGCUGGCCAAGGAUGUGGAACUCGUCUGUAUUCUCGUUGCUACGCUUUCUAAUGAGCGAAGUAUGUGGUGUGAUGGAGAGGUCCUGAACAACAAGGUUAAUCGGGUUACGGAGCUGCUUGCUGAAGAGGUUCUAAAUCUCCCCGAUGAUCGACGUCUGGAUAUGUUCGUCGUCUUACUCUCGGCUCUUCUGAAAUCGUCUCCUCAGCAGGUGGAAAGAGCGUUACGGUGCAUCAAAAAGGAGACUGAUAAAAUGUCACUCGAGAAACGUGAUCUGUACACACGUAAAUGGAUCCAUCAUGUACGGUUCUUCGUAGACGAAGCAAGGCUUUUCAAUGCAGCAUUAGCGACAUAUGAUCUCAAUCUUACCUUACAGGUUGCUGAAGUAUCGAAUCGUGAUCCAAAGGAGUACGUUCCUAUACUCAACGAGUUUCGAAAGGUGGAACCUGAAGAUUAUCGGAAGUAUCGAAUAGAUCUGUAUCGAUCAGAUUGGGAAUCGGCAUUGAAACAUUUGUCCUACCUUGAUGACAAAUGGGAUGAGGUCGUGAAAUUGAUUCGCGAGAAAAACCUGUACUCAACUGCAUUGGUUCUCUUCAGGGAAUCAGCGAAAUAUAAGGAUUUGUGUUCACUCUAUGCUGCAGUACUGGAAUCGAAAGCUCAAUGGGAUGAAGCCGCUCUGUUGUAUGAGAAAGCUGGGGAACAUGGAAAGGUGUUACGUUGCCUUGAAAUGAUGGGAAAUAUCGACCGGUUUGUUUCUCGAGCGCAUCAUCUUGGAAUUUCGGAAGAGCUCAUAGAAAAGUCUUUGAACAAGAUGGCUAUUAAGUUGAAGGCAACUGGACGAUGGUCAGAAGCAGCGAAGGCGCUGAGAAUGAUGAAGGCUUCUCCGGAGCAAAUGAUAGAGGCAUAUUCGAAGGCUGGUGAAUGGAUGAAUACAGUGGAGGCCGCAAAAAGUUCCGGAGGUAUCGGGUACAGUCCAGUGAUCUUGGUACGAGUAAGUGUUAAUUCAGAUAUGCUAUCGGUGAAAAGUCUACUCGUCGAUCGUGCCCAUGCUAUACUCAAAGAGACUACUACCAGAUCAGAACAAUUCCAAAAUUAUACAAAACGGCUUGAAGUAGUUCGUGGCAUCAAAAAAGACCGAAUUGCGAAUUUGAAAGACGGUAUCGAGACCGGUGCAGAUCUUGAGGCUUCGGACUUGUUUUCGGAAACGGGGAGUACGUACAGCAUGGCCAGCAGAAGAACUGGGAAGACUGGUGUGAGUCGAGCGAGUACGACUGCAUCUGUGCGCAAGAGAAAGCAGAUUGAUAGGAAGAAGCAGUCGUUAAAAGAGGGUGGCGAAUACGAAGAUGCGGCUCUUCUCAUAGCUCUGGCCUCACAUUACAAAUGGCUGGAUGAAAUCACAGCCGAAUUGAUGCAACUGUUACCUGCUUUGGUGCAUACUGAUGAAAUAGCGCUGGCAAGUUCGACGCAACACGCCGUAGACCAGUUUUUCAACGAUCUCAUCGCUAGCCGUUUCCGAAUAUGGCCCAAUAAGCUGCAUCCAUGGGAUCUUCCCGGACCAAUAUAUGCGUUGUACAACAUAAAUGAUGUGUUUACUUUCCCUGCUGAUGGAGGAAUGCCUGAAGCUAUAACAAUAGAACCUGAAAUGGUUGCUCCUACGAUGGAUACGAAUCGGAAAUGGAAGAUGGAGAUUCUGUCAUGA
This is a messenger RNA of Haemonchus placei, 2325 nucleotides long. The record is from the annotation of a GenBank genome assembly. Lineage: Eukaryota; Metazoa; Nematoda; Chromadorea; Rhabditida; Trichostrongylidae.